Molecule: messenger RNA, 456 nt
Organism: Ipomoea triloba (trilobed morning glory)
Lineage: Eukaryota; Viridiplantae; Streptophyta; Magnoliopsida; Solanales; Convolvulaceae
Exons: 5
Coding region: 94-456 (120 amino acids)
Source: RefSeq, a predicted model, not a curated record
UCUACACAGUCCGAUCUAAUUUUUUUUGUUCGCAAAGGGAGCAGAGGAGAUUACAUUUGUUCAUCGCGAUUUGAGUUCAUUAUUUCGCAAAUUAUGGGAGAGAUGUUAGGUAGAAGUAAUCUUAUUGAUGAUAUUGAUUUGAAUGCGUUGAUUGUUGAAGAUUACAGUUCAUCAACUCCUGUUGAAUGUAAUCUCCCUAAUGGUGUUGAAUCGGAUUCACUAGUUGUAUGUAAUGCUAGUUCUUCAUGUUUUGAUGGUGAUCACGAUGACAUUCCAGAUGGGUGUAAUCCAUCUGCUGGAGGUGGUGGUACUUCUACAGAUGCCAAUGAGGACGAUUCAUCUAUUCCAGGUCUCCAUGUAGCGCAUGCAAUACAAUCCACAAUCAGUCCUGUUAUGAGCUGUUCUCCAAUUCAUUUUUACCAGCUCCACGGGCAGUUUCGUUAUCCUCUCAGCUAG